CCAAUUAACCACUCAACUAAGUAUGAACUUGAGAUGAAGACUCACACUUGAAUUUGCCAAAGAAAUAACUAGGUAGGUUGGAGGCAGAAUUUAAGAAAGUAUAAUCAAUGGCAAUGUUUUACUACCAUAUAGUUCCUUUAACAAUAGGAUCAAUCAGGUGCAGUUUAAGAUCCUCAGUAGCAGUCUUGAUUACUUUAUUUGUCAUUGGUGUCAUCUACUUCCCCCGUGAAAAUGGAAGGCUGUAUGAUCAGAAAGAAGAUCUGUUGACUGAUGAUCAUACUAGUAAAUUUAGUCCUGAUCAAAAUCACUCAUCAGAUAGCUGUGAUUUAUUUUCAGGGAAAUGGGUUUUUGACAACAAGUCUUACCCUCUCUACAAAGAAGAAGAAUGCACAUUCAUUUCUAAUGAAAAUGCUUGCCAAAAGUAUGGCAGAAAGGAUAUCAAUUAUCGGCACUGGAGAUGGCAGCCUCAUCAAUGUAACCUCCCAAGGUUCAAUGGCACAGUUUUGCUUGAGAGACUGAGGGACAAAAGGAUGGUGUUCGUGGGAGAUUCGUUGAUUAGGGGGCAAUGGGUCUCUAUUGCAUGCCUUGUAAACAAAUUUGUACCUCGAGCCCUCGAAUCCAUGCACUUCAGCUUCAAUCACUCCCUGAUCACACUAAAAGCUGAAGAAUAUAAUGCUUCAAUUGAGUUCUAUUGGUCGCCAUUGCUAGUGGAAUCAAACUCAGACGAUCAAUGGAACCAUCAUUUUCCAGACCCAAUUGUAAGAGCACAGGCAAUUUACAAGCACGCUAGGCACUGGACUGAUGCAGAUAUACUAAUCUUCAAUACCUAUCUUUGGUGGAGAAGGCCUUCUAUGAACACGCUAUGGGGUUCAUUAGGAAGUGCAGAUGGAAUACUUAAAAGAGUAGAGAUGUUACGCAGCUAUGAAAUGGCACUGAAGACAUGGUCAGAUUGGCUAGAAAUCCAUAUUGACCGUAACAAGUCGCAAUUAUAUUUCAUGAGCAUGUCUCCGACUCAUAGAUGGGCUGAAGAAUGGAGUAAGAGUACCAAGGGAAAUUGCUACAAUGAGCAAGAAAUGAUCGAACAAGAAGGAUAUAGAGGAAGUGAAACAGACCCCAGAAUGAUGAGAAUUGUGGAGGAUACCAUAAAUGACUUGAAGAGAAGAGGCUUGCAAGUAAGAUUGAUGAACAUAACACAACUUUCGGAGUACAGAAAAGACGGUCACCCAUCAAUUUACAGGAAGCAAUGGGUGGCCUUAAGUGAAGAACAGUUGGCGAAGCCAACUAGUUAUUCAGAUUGUACACAUUGGUGUCUUCCCGGGGUUCCUGAUGUUUGGAAUGAACUCCUAUAUGCUCACAUUCUCACAUGAUUUAUUAAGAGAAGUAACUCUGAUCAAAUUUGACAAAAAAAUCGUACUUGUUUGAUACUUCAUUGUUCUAAUUUCUUCUGUUCUUAUAAUUAAGAAAUUAACCUCUUAAUAUUUAAUUUUUGAAUCACAAACUGGCACAAUCUUCGUAGGCAGCUAUUUGCGGAGAAUCAGGCAUGACAGCCUACAUUGUUUUUAUAUAUGUAAUAUGCUUG
Messenger RNA from Daucus carota subsp. sativus, 1579 nucleotides. RefSeq names its product protein trichome birefringence-like 34. The transcript has 5 exons. Gene Ontology annotation, cellular component: Golgi apparatus. Gene Ontology annotation, molecular function: O-acetyltransferase activity. The record is from RefSeq and is a predicted model, not a curated record. The coding region runs from base 108 to 1367 and encodes 419 amino acids. NCBI's taxonomy places the organism in Eukaryota, Viridiplantae, Streptophyta, Magnoliopsida, Apiales, Apiaceae.